This is a messenger RNA of Trichobilharzia szidati, 3147 nucleotides long. Lineage: Eukaryota; Metazoa; Platyhelminthes; Trematoda; Strigeidida; Schistosomatidae. The record is from the annotation of a GenBank genome assembly.
CUUCAAGAAUCCGAAGAAAACGGUAAACACAAAAAUCGGCGCGCUCGUAUAUUGAUGGUGAUUUCCAAAGGCGUCUUACGUUGUACUUGCUGAAAAGCGCCAACGUUAGUGUCAUCCAUGUCUUGACGCUUAGCAACAAUCAGAGUGCCAAGUAAAGUCAAUUGCAGAUAACGUUCGUUUUGAGAAGCAAUUGGAAAAGACGAAUGAUAGUUCAGAGUGUGAGUCUGUGGGGCAGACGGCUUUAUAAAUUAGUCGAAAGUGCUGUGAUGUGGUUAUUUCGUACUGAAAUAUGUCUCUUCUUGUCAGUUUCCGGUAUUCUCUCUGCAUUUUGUGUGCUUGAAUCUUUUCUUCAUCCCGAUGAUGGUUCAGAAACACUGGAAAUAGUGACAUUGACCAAUGACACUGAUGCAGAUUCAAAGCUUAACAACAGUUUUCCCACAUCAGUUGAAAAUAUAUCUACAUUCAUAUCUCUUGUACUGGGACUUUUUGCGGUUCUUCUAGUACUUUGGAAAUUAGCUAUUAUUGUGUUCUUCGGUAGCUUGACUCCCUCUGAAAAGGUCUCGAUUUCCAAGUCUCUGUUCCGCUUUGUUCUUCUUCAUUUUAUCAUUUUAUCUGGUGCCAUCAAUCCUUCCAAACUAAUGAGUCUCUUAGGAUGGCUUUCUUGGUUUAGUGUUCUGGGUGUAUUGCACAUGUUAACAUGUGUUGCAUCUUCUCGUUGUAACCAAAUAUCUGCCUCAGGUUCCGUAAAUACUCGUCAAUGGGUGCGAAUAUACAGUAUGCUUUUAGUCGUUUCUACGUUGAAUUGGUAUUUACUGAAAGCUGGUUUGGAAAACUGCUUCAUAUUAGCUGAUAUAGAUGUUGAAACAAAUGGCGACUUCAUGGAUGUUUACUCUCGGAGUUCAUUUUUAACUGGGCUCAAAACACCAACUGUAUUGGGUGCAUUAAAAGCGAAAAUAACAGGAAAAAAAGAACUUUUAUAUGAUGCCGUCGACGUGGUUGCGUUGCUGAUAUCUGAAUUUGUUCUUUUAAUGUGCACAAUCUUCCAUCUUUUCUUUGGAUUACUCAUUCAAGCCUAUGAUCGCUGGUGUUUAUACAAAGGACAAAGCUGGAGAUAUCAAUCAACGGUCACGUAUUAUUAUGAGCUCAUUUUUACGUGUAUAUAUCGCCUAAUAGAGAUUGCACACUUCUUACAUCUUUUGUUGUGGAGCAGAGUAUUUUCUAUUGCAAGUCUUGUCGUUUUCUUGCAUAUACGUGUAUCUUAUUCGAAUUUGGCGAAUAGUAUAUCUCGUCACUUGGCACAGAGGCGGCUCAUGAAAUAUAUUAAUGAAAACUACCAGGCUUGCAGGACAAAUAGAUCCAUGUCCAAAGAUACGGAUACGCAUAUUAAAACUGACAGUAAGGAUUCACACGUGUUUUCACAUGACUCUGAAAAUGAUUCUGCACUUGUAUGUGCAAUAUGUUGGGAGAUUAUGACAAAUUGGAGGCGAUUACCAUGCCGUCAUGACUUCCAUGAACACUGCCUUCGUGCUUGGCUCGAACAGAAUCCAAGUUGUCCCACUUGCAGACAUGAUUUAGGCAUACCUCCUGUACUUCUUUACAACCAUCAAAGAACACAGAGAACAGAAAAUGUCGCACUUGGUAUGCUUGUUCGAAAUUUGUUCAAUAACAUUGGAAAUGAAGGUGUAGCCAAUCAAAAUCGUAAUGGAAUCAAUAAUGUACAGCCAAUAGUAACACCCAAUACUGCCAUUCAACCAAACCAAGUGUCUGGGAUUACCAGAAUGUUUGCUACAGCCAUUGGGUUGAACCUUGGGUUGAGUAUUGGUGCUGCUCCGGUGGUUGCCGCAGCAGCACAAGCAGCUGCCAUGAAUGCUUUACCUCGUGAAUCAGGUACUCUUAAUUCUCCCUCUGGUGGCGCUAGCACUCAGGUAGAAGAGGUUUCGAAUGUCCCCUCACAAAGUGUAGAUAGUUCAACUGCUCAAGAAGAGACACAUUUUAAUAAUCAAGAAAUUCAACCAACCGCCACAGGAAAUGAUGCUGGAGAUCAGGUUAGACGAAGAUCUUUUCACUUUGAUGGAUCACGGUAUUUCUCUUGGUUACCGUCUCUACAUGUUGAAUUAUCGGAGGUAUUUCGUGAGGUUUUCCAUGUCGGCGGAUUUCAAAGUUUUGGAAAUAUUCAACCCAGUAAUAUAGCCAAUGAAAUGAAUAAUCAGCAGACUAUGGGCAUCAAUGAUACAAAUGUUCGUGCCUCCCAGGCGAAUGAUAUUAAUGAUCUGAAUGCAUUGCCAGUUUCUUUACGUAUUGCUGUCGAACAACUGACUAAUAUGUUUCCACAAUUCCCUCGUUCUGUGAUAAUUGGUGAACUCUUAGCCACUGGUGUUCCAGAUUUAGCUGCAGAAAAUUUAAUUGCACGACCACCACCAAUCAUUUCAGCUUCAAGUUCUAUUAAUUUAUUCUCUACUCCAAUUAUCACUUCCGCUGCUCCAUCUACUGCAACCACUACUGAAUAUCAAAAUAAUAAUUCACUGGGUUCAGUAAGUGGAAGUAAUCGUGAUGAUGUCACUAAUCAGCCUAUAUCUAGUUCCGCUUUAUCAUCAAAUGAAUUACUUGAAACAACAGAUGAAGAGGAAGAAGGAAGUAGAAAUUUAUCUUUUGCUGCUAGACGUAAAUUAAUGUUAUCUAAAGCUAGAAGACGUUUCUUGGCUAAAUAUGAUAAUAACUAAUACUUCUCUGUUGGUUUAUCUUUUCUGCACAUUCGUGAUUAUCUUGGUCAGAUAUCGUUGUUGUUGUUGUUGUUUUAAAUCAUCCUCACUAUCACUACUACUACUACUACUAUUGUUACUAUAAAUACCACUAUUAACAUUGCCUGAAAUUAUUAUUAUUAUUAUGACUAUUGUUACUCCCACUGUUACUAUUCCUAUCGAUUUCACUCAGCACUUAUUUAGCCUUCCUUCUAUUUUGUAUUCACUAUCAUCACUCUAUCACCAUUGUUAUUUAACAAUGCCUUUGUUGUCCAACCACUGCCAUUAUUAUCAGUAUUAUUAACCUCUUACUUUUCAGGUGUAUUUACAUUUGUAUGUAUACCUGCACCUCACUGCACUUUGUAUUUAAAAAAAAUGUUGUGAGGAAAUAAAAGCACUAGUCUAGUUC